UCGACAUCCGCGCGCCGCCGCCGGUGUCUGCGGCGGUGAUGGCGGACAUGGCGCGCGCGCUGUCCCCGACGUCGAGACGCGUCCGGUUCUCGAGCGAGACGACGUGCACGACGCACUCGAAGGAGGCAUAUGACCGCUCGCCGAUUGUCACGGUGCAUGAUGCGCGGCUCGAGGGAAGCCCCUGCAAGAGCAAGAGCAAGAACAAGGCCACACGCGAGAGGGCGCGGGCCACCGUGCGGACGGAGGCCUUCCCCGUGUCGAUGUCGACGCCCAACUUGCACGGAGCGAGCGCGAGCCCGGGCGGGCGGGAGCGCAGGCCGUCUCUCCGCCUGCAGUCCGCGAGCCGUGCGUUCGUCGCGCUGUCCAUUCAGGAGGAGGGGGAGUCUGAGGAGGAGCGCCGCUCCCGGCCUUCGCUGACGAGGUCGGUGUUCGAGCGUGCGCAGAUGAGACCGAGGCCGCGGGCACGGCCGUCGACGGACUCGUCCCGCGCGAUCUGUGGGGGCGUAAUCGGACGGGGGGUGGACGGGCCGUUCGAGCUUCCCCCAGUGUACGCUGCAGAACACGGCGCGUACUCACAUAUAUACGAAGGCGGGCGCUGGGUCACCACGCCGGCACCGCCCGGCGACUCGUUCAUGAACCUCGACUACAGCGACGACGAGUCCAUCGACGAGGACCUCCACACGGGGUCGAUGUUCGUGCACGGCCGGCGCGCCUCCGAGCGCAGCGCCACCUCCGCUCACCCCGAUGCGCUCUUCUUCACGCUCCAGCCGGAGAGCCCCGAGAGGGAGGAGGCACCGCCGUCGCCCUGGGAGGCGUACGGGCUCGCGGAGACGGAGGGCAAGCGCGAGCGGGAGAGGGAGCGCCGCGAAAGACGUGCGCUGCUCGAUGCGUUCCCCGAGCCGCCCUGCGAGCCGCCCUCGCCAGAGUCGCACGUCCACCUGGGCAUGCUGAAGCAUCAUGCGAUCGCGCAGUGGGUGAAGGAGGCGUCGGCGUCGGUCACGACGGUGGGCUCGUCCGAGGGGCGGGAUCGUAGCGAGAGCCCGAGUCCGCUGGGUUGGGGACAUGGGACGAGCACGACGCUUGGGGGUACGCCGCCGAGGACCCGGCGCGCGGAGGGGCCCCGCAUGCGGUAUGAUGCGUACGCCGUCCCGGCGACCUCGUCCCGGACGCUUGUGGAUUCGGAGGAUACGAGGAGGGGGCGCUCCCAGUCUCCAAAGAAAGGGAGUAAGAUGGGGAACAGAGACAAGCUCCUCCCUCUCGUGCCAUUUGACGAAGUCGACAAGCCGUUCAGGUUCGAACGGCACCCCUAUUCGGCAGCAGCGCUGGGCGCGGAGAGCUGAUGAACUCGAGGAGUGAUUGUCUAUGCAAGGGCGCAAGGCUCUGUUAUGUCUUAUGUCUUAUGUAGUCGCUCAUUUGGCAGUGUACUUAUCCCGUUAUUCGUAUGCAGUCGUCUGCGAGCAGAUGGUGAAACAUCCA
This is a messenger RNA of Rhodofomes roseus, 1476 nucleotides long. RefSeq lists its product as uncharacterized. Lineage: Eukaryota; Fungi; Basidiomycota; Agaricomycetes; Polyporales; Fomitopsidaceae. The record is from RefSeq and is a predicted model, not a curated record. The transcript has a single exon. Bases 39 to 1340 code for a protein of 433 amino acids.